Molecule: messenger RNA, 3028 nt
Organism: Gekko japonicus
Lineage: Eukaryota; Metazoa; Chordata; Lepidosauria; Squamata; Gekkonidae
Gene: CREBL2
Product: cAMP responsive element binding protein-like 2
Exons: 4
Coding region: 134-499 (121 amino acids)
Biological process (GO): regulation of DNA-templated transcription
Cellular component (GO): nucleus
Molecular function (GO): DNA-binding transcription factor activity
Source: RefSeq, a predicted model, not a curated record
ACAGGAGUGAAAAGGGUUCAAAACAAGGAAGCAGUAGCAGCUGCAGCAGCAUGUAAUGCAGGCGGCCGUUUGCUGCCCCCAGUCCAGAGGGUGAGCUCUCUUCUGCUCAUGUAAGAAUUCGGGGGUUGCACUUAUGGAUGACAGCAAAGUCGCUGGAGGCAAAGUGAAGAAGCCGGGAAAGCGAGGCCAUAAACCAGCCAAAAUAGAUUUGAAAGCCAAGCUUGAGAGGAGUCGGCAGAGCGCGCGAGAAUGCCGGGCACGGAAGAAGCUGCGGUACCAGUACCUGGAAGAGCUGGUGUCAAGUAGAGAGAGGGCAAUCUGUGCACUGCGAGAAGAGUUGGACAUGUACAAACAGUGGUGCAUGGCGAUGGACCAAGGGAAGAUCCCCUCUGAAAUCAAAGCGCUCCUCAGCGGGGAAGAGCAAAGCAAAGCCCAGCAGAACUCCACCAAGCUCCCCAAAGCUGUCAAGGCAGACACCAACAGCCACAAUCCAUGGUGAAGCUCAGGCUGCUGUGAGACAAGACCACAUCUAUAUUUUAAGAAGCUGAAGUAACCGAGAAGUGACGGCUUGCAAGUCAUCCUUCUCUUGUCGUAGCAAUGCCCCUCAACGACCACAGUGGACUGGCCAAAUGCAACUGACCACAAGCCCACCCGAGUAAAUCCACAACUCAUUUUAACCCAUCUUUUUUCUGCAUUGCAGACGACGGGAAAGUCGGAGUUCUGACUUUGGGGGCGGGAGGAAGAAACCAUUCUGACCUAGGCUGCCGUUGCUGUUUUAGAGGUUUUUUUUAGCCUGUGUUGUACUUUGGUCAUAAUUAUUUAAGAAGAAAUUGUGCACUAAAAUCAGAGAUCCUGAUCACGGGGGGUGGGGGGGGGGGGAAAGGGGUGCCUUCUGCAUGGGAUUAUUUAUUUGUGCUGCGUGAUGUUAAGCUAGGAUGUGAGCACGUGAUGAAAAUGCCCUUCAUUUUCCCUGUCGUCAUUUCUGAGCUCUUGUGGCUCCAGUGUGAACUGGGGAUCUUGCCAAUUAGCCCAAGGCAAAGCUUUAGGGCAAGCCCCUUCUCAAAUGCGACUGUCUCCAGUAGGGGUUAAUACCAACCUGCCUUCCAGGGUUGUAAGGUCCAUGAUCUUACUGACUUCCAUGGAAGCGAAGGGUUUUGCAACCUUCUCUGAAGCAUCGACAGUCUUGCUGGCCCACCAGCUUCUUUCUUAGCUUGUAAUUCCACACACGCUUUCAUCAACUGACAGCUGGGGGGAAGGGGGGGGCACCAAAAUCCCAGCUUUCUCCUGUUAUCAAAAGUUUCUCUGCCUCUACUCCUUUCUUGCAUUGAGCAAGAGGCUUUGAACCAGAGCCUGGCUGGACAGCAGCUAAAUCUCCUUUUCUCUCUGACUGCGUGACUGCCUGUAUCUUGCCAGGUAGAAAAUGAAGUGAAAUAGCCUUGAGUUCAGGAGUUUAAAACGCAUUACUUUCAAGUAGUGCCGGUUAAUCCCAAGGUAUCUUGCUUUUGAAUAAAGAGGCAUAAGGCCCCCAUCUAGAGGCUUUCUGUGUAUGUGCGCUUAAACACGUUGGUUUACGUGUUUGCCCAGAGGAGUAUUCAGCAGCUCUGAGCACAAUCCCAAGUUUCCCCUUUCAAUGGGGAGCGAUCUGAGUGUUACAGUGCAGGAUGAGUGGCUAGGAGCUCUGUUUCAGCCUGCAAGGGGGUAGGAUAGAGACAGUUUUAGAACUAAUGUCAUUUGGGCUUAAGACACAGCCGCGUGUCCCGUGCACUAGAAGAAUUCAGUGGGCGUGUGCCCCAGGGUACCCGAUGUCUGGGACAUGUGUAUUUAUGCAAACAUUUGCAUAGUUUAUUUCAUGGUGGUCUUACUAUUUUGUAUGAUCCUUGUCCCCCCCCCCGCCCCCCCCCCAGGAUAGUGAUGGGGAGGUAAGGCAUAUAAGCAUGACCUAACCCCACCCCACCCUGGCUUCCCCUGGAGACAUUAACAGACACGGUCGGAGGUUAGAAGUAACCUGAAUAAAAGUGGACUCUGCCCCCCGUAACUGUAAUCCUGCCUCUUAGAAUGGCAACCCUGAUUUAAAGGUGACAGUGUGUGUGUGUGGGGGGGAUGAUGCAGCAGUAUUGAAGGUAGCUCCUCCAGGGGUGGGAAAGCAGUCAACACCACCCAAAUAGCCAGCUCCAUCCUCCAGCCCUGGUGCUUGAGAAAUCCCCCCCCCCCCAAUAGGGGCAAUCCUUCCUUCCUUCCUUCCUUCCAUGGGAUGGUGUCACUGCCCACGUAUUGGCCGACCAAGCAGGGAUCGAUGCUGCUCACCGAUUCCCUGGCAGAUGGCUGCAGAGUGGGGGAUACGUCCACAGCGGUGGCUUGAUUCCUCCCCCCCCCCCCCCUACACUUCCUUCCUUCUCACAAGGCCAUGAGUACUUGUGCAGCAGGUCAGCGGUUGGUUGAUCUGGGCGCUCCGUUCCUUAGCAGAUUUCUAAAUUAAUCUCCUUGUGAGACAGCCCCUUGAACAAGACUCGGGAAGCAAAUUGCUGGGUUGUUUUUCCCCAUUUUUUAAAAUUUCCUUUUGCCUUAGGUUUUAUCACACCUGUGCCAUUGUGUCUCUCUCUCCAGCCUGCUUGUUAGGGCACUCCUGGAGUCCCAUGCUAACACAACCUUUCUUCCUUGCUGCAUGCAAUCAAGGAGCGGCUUCAGGAGACGCACGGUGUUGGUCGCCUACCUGGGGAGUGGGAGGGAUCUGCCCAGGCCACUGGUCCAGACCUCUCUAUGUCGGGACGCAUGGGAGGUGUUGGGAAGAGGGGGUGGGGGUGGAGCAGGGUGGGUGGAGGGGGAGAAGCAGCUGUGUAGGGCUGGUGACCUCCCUCCGGGGGUUCCGAAGCUUCACAUCCUCCAGACUGACUGGAGCUGUCCUUGUGCCUCAGGAAGGGAAGGGAGCUUCUGGAGCUUCUCACGCUUCCUGGAAACUUCUUACACUGCAAGACCCAAAUCUGUCCUUCUCUGUUACUUUUUAUUAAAGCAGAUGACACUUCAAACUUUG